This is a messenger RNA of Austrofundulus limnaeus, 1093 nucleotides long. It is a transcript of the gene ptpn18, whose product is annotated as protein tyrosine phosphatase non-receptor type 18. Gene Ontology annotation, biological process: protein dephosphorylation. Gene Ontology annotation, molecular function: non-membrane spanning protein tyrosine phosphatase activity. The record is from RefSeq and is a predicted model, not a curated record. Gene Ontology annotation, cellular component: nucleus; cytoplasm. Lineage: Eukaryota; Metazoa; Chordata; Actinopteri; Cyprinodontiformes; Rivulidae.
UUCAUUUUGAAUGUGAUUUAUUGCUCGUCUCUUUCUAGUCGUUAGAAAUUGAAGAUGCAUUGCAGGAAGAAGUCUGGACCGAUUCCAGCAGGUUAAUGAUCUGACUGUGGGAAACAGAGCUGGGUCAAAGGUGGUCCAGGUCCUGCAGGUCUGAAGAGUUUCUCUCCACUUCCUGCUGCAGGCUGCACACUGCCUCUGCUCUCUGAAUGAUUAACUCGUCUGCAGACCGGAGCAGAACUGAGACUGAGGACAAACAGAACUAGAACAGGUCUGGUUUCAGCUGCAGAGUCUCAGUCAGGUGCUGAUGGUUCUGGACUCAACAUGGACCCGCUGCCCGCUCUGCUGMCCUCCCUGAAGAAGACGAGUCCUGAAAGUGUGGAUCAGGAGGGUCCUCGGGGGUCUGCAGCUACCUGGCCUCUCAGGGGCCCCUCAGCUCCACUCUGGUGGACUUCUGGAGGAUGAUCUGGCAACACAACAUCAAGGUGAUAGUCAUGGCCUGCAGGGAGAUUGAGAUGGGAAAGCGCCGGCUGUGGGAGGACAGGAGUCAUCUGUGCUCUCGACUACAUCCAUGACCUUCUGGUGACCAAGAAGAUCCCCAAAGACUUCAGCAUCCAAAAGAUUGUCCUGGAGCUCCGGAGACAGAGACCCUCAGCAGUCCAGACCAAGGACCAGUACCUGUUCAUUUUCACGGCUGUGACCCGGAUGCUGGAGCGGUUCCUGCAGGUGGACCAGCAGCUCUACUGUAACCAGCAGGUGCAGAAACCCGAGAAGAGAACCUCAGCUUCCUCCAUCAACAGAUCGUCACAGAACUCGGACAUGAAUGAAACCUACGCUGUUGUCAACAAACCCAGAAAGACCCAACCUCUCCCAUCAGAACCCACCUACACUGCAGUGGCCACGCCCAGCAGUGGCUGCAGCAUGCCCUCCUCUUCUCAUCACUAUGACAACGACUGCACCGUCCCUGCAGCUCCCAUCUACAGCACCGUCAAACCCAGAACCAGACCCCUGACCCUGCAACACCCAAACACCCCCAUCUAUGACAUCACAUCACCAACCAACCUGAGCAUGGGCUCAGACUAUCACCUGGUGUCAG